Molecule: messenger RNA, 525 nt
Organism: Oppiella nova
Lineage: Eukaryota; Metazoa; Arthropoda; Arachnida; Sarcoptiformes; Oppiidae
Source: the annotation of a GenBank genome assembly
AUGGGCCACGCGUUCACAUACACCACAUCCCUGGGUCUCAUUGGACUCAAAAGGAUUUUCAGCGAAAUUAUGUUUAAAGUAUACGAAGACAAUGAAUAUAUUUUCGUUAGGAAUCCCCUUAUUAUCGACGCUUUGUUCACAUUAAGUGGACUAUUGUUAUCGUACGGGGUUUUACGCAAAUUAGACAAAUCUGGCGGUCGUUUCAAUUACCCGAUGUUUAUAUUUCAACGAUGGCUCCGGUUUUUUAUCCUGAUGUUUGGCGCACUACUAUUUUUCUACAUAUUCCCGCUGACAGGUGACGGUCCCGUAUGGCAUAUAGGGGUCGGUUGGGUGACACCCGGCUGUCAGAACCCUAGAAAUCUGUUGAAAAUAGACGAUAUCAAAGAACAGUUAAUUAUUGCCAACUCUAAGGUACUUCACUUAAAGUGCAACCCACCCACAUGGUUCCUAUCAUCACUACUACAACUAACCCUUAUUGGCCCGUGUAUCCAGAUCAUAUACUUGGUACCACUUCACGCCCAAUAA